Podarcis lilfordi (Lilford's wall lizard) is the source of this 2487-nucleotide messenger RNA. NCBI's taxonomy places the organism in Eukaryota, Metazoa, Chordata, Lepidosauria, Squamata, Lacertidae. The record is from the annotation of a GenBank genome assembly.
AUGAAGAUGAGAGGAAUCCUUCAUGGAGAGAGCUUUCAAACACCAGGAAGGUAUAUAACACUUCUGAUAUUAUCAUCUUUGUUUUGUGGAGCAGUUUUGGAAGAGGUUCACUAUUCCAUCCCUGAGGAGAUGGCAAAGGGGUCUGUGGUGGGAAAUCUUGCCAAGGAUCUAGGACUGAAUGCCAGAGAACUGAAGAGCAGAAACCUGCAUAUCCUUUCUGAAGGUAAAAAGCCAUAUUUCACUAUCAGUGCACAAAAUGGAAACCUGUAUGUAAAUGAAAGGAUAGAUCGUGAGGAAAUAUGUGGGGAGAGUGUACACUGUCUGAUUAAUUUUGAAGCUGUGGUUGAAAAUCCUUUGAAUGUUUUCCAUAUUAUUGUAGCAAUUCAGGACAUUAAUGAUAAUGUGCCACAGUUCUUAAAGGAAAUCAUGAGGCUUGAAAUUGUUGAAUCCACAUUACCAGGUACAAGAUAUCAUAUUGGGAAAGCUGAAGAUCCUGAUAUUGGGAUUAAUUCUCUCCAGAAUUACCAGCUAAGUCCAAAUCACUAUUUCGUUCUAGACAUACGACAGAGAGAAGAUGGCCAUAAAUAUGUAGAAUUGGUGCUGCAGAAACCUUUGGAUCGGGAAAGUGAUCACUCCCUUCAGUUGAUCCUUACGGCCCUGGAUGGGGGUGAACCCAGAAAAACUGGGACUGCCCAGAUAUGGAUUAAUGUCACAGAUGCCAAUGACAACCCACCAGUCUUCACUCAAGAGGUUUAUACAGUUAGCCUGAGGGAAAAUUCCCCUGUGGGGUCCUCCAUACUCCAAGUAAAAGCCUCUGAUAGGGAUGAAGGUGUGAAUGCCCAAAUUCAUUAUACAUUUAGUAAUAUUCCAGAAAGAGCCUACCAAAAAUUUGACCUAAAUCCACAAAAUGGAACAAUUACAAUUAAGGAAGCUCUUGACUUUGAGGAAACAGAAAAGUACACUAUGACCGUUGAAGCAAGAGAUGGAGGAGGAUUAGUGGCUCACUCUAAUGUUGAUAUAAAGAUUAUAGAUGAGAAUGACAAUGCUCCAGAAAUCAUUCUAGCCUCCUUAUCUAGUCCAAUUCCUGAAGACUCUGUUCCUGGGACAGUAAUUGCUCUCAUCAACGUAAAGGAUAGGGAUUCUGGAGAAAAUGGAAAAAUUACAUGCCACUUACAAAGUAAUGUACUAUUUCAAAUAGUGUCAACUUCAAAGAACUACUAUAAAAUCCUCACAGACAGUCCUUUGGACAGAGAAAAAGCCUCAGGAUACAACAUCACAAUCACAGCCACCGACAAAGGUAGCCCCCCUCUCUCCUCCAACAAAACCAUCUCCCUGCAGAUUUCAGAUAUCAAUGACAACCCCCCUGCCUUUGAAAAAUCAACCUACAGUGUCUUUGUGCCUGAAAACAAUCCCUCAGGUGCCUCCAUUUUUGCCCUCAAAGCCUCGGACCCGGAUCUGGACCGCAACUCACGUAUCACUUACUCCAUCCUCAACAGCAACAUGGAGGAGCUGCCUCUCUCCUCUUACGUCUCCAUCAACUCUGAGACGGGAACUAUCUAUGCACAGCGCUCCUUUGACUAUGAGCAAUUCAGGGAGUUUCAGAUCCAAGUGAAGGCCCAAGAUGGUGGCUCUCCCUCUCUCAGCAACAACGCCACCGUGUGGGUGUACAUUUUGGAUCAGAACGAUAACAGCCCUCGCGUUCUGUAUCCUGUCCCGGGUGUUGAGGGCUCUGCCUUGUUUGAGAUGGUUCCUCACUCGGCAGAGCCAGGCUACCUAGUGACCAAAGUGGUGGCUGUGGAUGCGGACUCUGGGCACAAUGCCUGGCUCUCCUAUCAAGUGCUGCAGGCCACAGAGCCGGCCCUCUUCACCAUUGGGACCCACACAGGAGAGAUCAGGACGUCACGAGCCCUUCUGGAGAAAGAUGCUGUGAAACAGAAGCUGGUCAUCCUGGUGAAGGACAAUGGGAAGGCUCCGCUCUCAGCAACUGUGGUCCUCAAUCUUGUGAUUGCCGAGAACUUCCAAGAGGCACUUCCUGAAAUGACUAGGCAAUCCAGUGACACAGAACAUCAUUCUGACCUCCAGUUUUACUUGGUGCUGGCUUUGGCAUUGAUCUCAUUUUUAUUCCUCCUGACAGUGAUACUGGUCAUUGUCAUGAAACUUCGACAAUCAGGAAAUCCCAAAUUAUUCCAAUGCUUUGAACCUAAUGCUUUUUCUAAGGCGCAGGUCAUAUUUCCACCAAACUAUGAAGAAGGAACUUUACCUUAUUCCUACCAACUCUGUCUAUCGUCAGAGAUGAGGAAAGAGCAGAUCUCUUUCCCAAAACCCCAUAUCCAGGUGGCAGAAAACUUGCUAUGCAAUGAUAGCUCUCAGGUGGUUCUUGUGGAUGGCAACUGUGGGGAUGCCAGUGCCAAAGAGGAGGUUGGUGAGCAGGUAAGUUUUGCUUUCAGAAACUGUGAUGUUGGCAUUACAACCUUGUUCCUUGUAUGA